Molecule: messenger RNA, 293 nt
Organism: Pocillopora meandrina
Lineage: Eukaryota; Metazoa; Cnidaria; Anthozoa; Scleractinia; Pocilloporidae
Source: the annotation of a GenBank genome assembly
AUGGACAAUUGCUACAGGGAAAGCAAGAACCCAUACAUAAUGGCUUUUUCCUAUUUGAUAGAAAUGAGGAUAUUUAAGGAGGUAAAUAAUGUUUUGCAUUUUCUACAAGGUGUAGCUGUAUCUCUUGGUGUAACUUUUGUAUUUUGGUGUUUCUUAUAAAGAGACCCCUUAUGAGUAUCUAAAGGAAGUUAUUAUUCUUUUAAUAGAUCUACAUUUCUUUCCUUAUGGUCAGGCACACCCAUGAAGAUGUUGAUCAGGUAACAGAUAAUGAUGAUAUUGAGAAUAAAUCUUAA